Messenger RNA from Liolophura sinensis, 1840 nucleotides. RefSeq names its product mortality factor 4-like protein 1. NCBI's taxonomy places the organism in Eukaryota, Metazoa, Mollusca, Polyplacophora, Chitonida, Chitonidae. Gene Ontology annotation, biological process: chromatin organization; regulation of DNA-templated transcription. The coding region runs from base 77 to 1165 and encodes 362 amino acids. The transcript has 14 exons. The record is from RefSeq and is a predicted model, not a curated record. Gene Ontology annotation, cellular component: NuA4 histone acetyltransferase complex; nucleus.
AGGUGCCCGCCGAGCACAAAACAAACCACGGCUCAGCUUCGUUACUUCUUACUUUUCACCUUCUUCAGAUUUAGCUAUGCCCCCAAAACUGAAAUUCGCUGAUGGUGAAAGAGUACUGUGUUUUCAUGGACCUCUGUUGUAUGAAGCCAAGGCUGUCCGUGCCGAGGUUAAGGAUAAGAGUGUGCGGUAUUUUAUUCACUACAAUGGAUGGAACAAAAAUUGGGAUGAAUGGGUGCCAGAAAGCCGUGUGUUAAAGUUCAAUGAUACAGGACUACAGAAACAGAAGGAGUUGGAAAGAGCUCAUCAGAAAGCUGCUUCUUCCAGGAAAGAGGCAGCCAGCAAGGAAGCUAAAGGAGCUGGAUCAAGAAAAGACUCAGCCAACAAAGAAACAAAAGGAGCAAAGAAAGUUGGACGUAAGAGACAAGAAAAAGACAAAGAGAGAACUCCGACCCCAUCGCUAGAGAAAGCGGAAAAGAAGCAGAAAGGAGCGGGGACUGCAGCUGCCAGCACACCUGCCCCAGAGACCACUACCAAAGAGACACCCUCACGGACUGCCACCCCCACCCCUACCUCCACACCUAACACCACAGAACAGAAGCGAAAGAGGGCGCGCUUAGACCCCACAGUGGAAUCGGAGGAAUCAUUUUUAGCCAAAAUUGAGGUGAAGGUGAAAAUUCCAGAUGAGUUGAAGCCGUGGUUAGUGGAUGACUGGGAUCUCAUCACUCGCCAGAAACAGCUUGUCUCAUUGCCUUGUAAAAACAGCGUGGAUGGAAUCUUGGAGGAGUAUGUGAAACAGAAAACAUCCAAGGGAAAUAACCCAAACAAAGAUGCUAUAAUAGAGGUGACUCAGGGUAUCAGAGAGUACUUCAAUGUUAUGCUGGGAACACAACUGCUUUACAAGUUUGAACGGCCUCAGUAUGCAGAAAUCCUGGUGGACCAUCCAAACAAGCCUAUGUCUAGUAUUUAUGGUGCAACUCAUCUGCUAAGGCUCUUUGUCAAACUGGGGGGAAUGUUGGCCUACACAUCACUGGAUGACAAGAGCAUACAGCUGUUACUGACACAUAUCAAUGACUUCCUGAGGUAUAUGCAGAAAAACUCUACAAAUUUGUUCAGUUUGAGUGACUAUAUUGUGGCAUCGCCUGAUUAUCAUCGGAAAGCCAUUUGAGACUUGGACUGAGUGCCAAUGGGAGGUGAUGGCCACUGAGAAUGAUGGACAUGGUCAUUCGUAAUGAUGGACACAUAGGAAGAUGGCCAUUGGAACUGCUGGCCUCAGCUAAUGGUAUUUGGGAACCAGGGCCGUUUACAGAUAUAAGCAGUACCGCUGCAUCAUUUGAACACCUGGACAAACCAAAUGAAUAUGGAUUAAUAUUGCACAAUGUUACCAACGUUCAAUUGAAAAGUCUGAUACCUUUCUCAUAUGGAAAGGUAGAAAGUGUGAUUUUAAUUCUGGGCCACAGGCUCUUAAAUGAUCCAAUGUGGCACAUCAAAAUGAAGAGAUCGUUGUGUUGUGCAAGAGAUUUGCAUGUUUCAGAGCCAUUUUGGUAGAAUUGUUCCUAUCUGUAACAUUGACUGCUGAUGUCACGGCCAAGAAUUGUUGUCAAGUUCAUGGAGGCCCAGAUGUUAUUGUAUUGUCAGCCAUAGUCAAGCAGAAAGUUUGAUGCCAGCAUUACAAUAUGACGUCAUGUAUCAAAGAUAAACAUUUUAUUGUCAGGGGAGUGUACUCCUACCAGAUCCGAUGAUGAUUGUUGUUAUAAAUGGUUCAAACAUUUUCUACAUCACUUUCAUGGCUUGUAUUAUAAUCAUUUUGUCAUUAAAUGCUUUUAUCAUCAAAAUAACAUAA